Molecule: messenger RNA, 1188 nt
Organism: Larimichthys crocea (large yellow croaker)
Lineage: Eukaryota; Metazoa; Chordata; Actinopteri; Sciaenidae
Product: claudin-4
Exons: 1
Coding region: 101-733 (210 amino acids)
Cellular component (GO): bicellular tight junction; membrane
Molecular function (GO): structural molecule activity
Source: RefSeq, a predicted model, not a curated record
UGUGCCACAGUGUUCACUUAACUUUACAACCCCGAGCGGAGCUGAGCUGCUUCUGAAACCUCUUCAGCCUUUUUUCAAGUGAUUCAAACAAGACCUCAUCAUGGUGUCGAUGGGACGACAGAUGCUGGGCUUUGCCCUGGCGAUCAUCGGUUUCCUGGGGACCAUCAUCGUGUGCGCCCUGCCUAUGUGGAAGGUCACAGCCUUCAUUGGAGCCAACAUUGUGACAGCGCAGGUCAUCUGGGAAGGUUUAUGGAUGAACUGUGUGACGCAGAGCACAGGCCAGAUGCAGUGCAAGAUCUAUGAUUCUCUGCUGGCUCUACCUCAGGACCUUCAGGCUGCCAGAGCUCUUGUGGUCAUCGCCAUCAUCGUUGCUGCCUUUGGGGUCCUUCUGGGCAUUGCGGGAGGCAAGUGCACCAACUUUGUGGAGGAUGAAAGCGCCAAAGCCAAGGUGGCCAUUGCUGCUGGAAUCAUCUUCAUUUGUGCUGGUGUUCUCAUCCUUAUCCCCGUCUGCUGGUCUGCCAACACCAUCAUCAGGGAUUUCUACAACCCCAUCAUGACCAAUGCCCAGAGGAGAGAGCUGGGGGCUGCGCUUUACAUCGGCUGGGGCACGGCUGCACUUCUGCUCCUGGGUGGUGGCCUCCUCUGCAGCUCCUGCCCGCCUAAAGAAAGCCCAGAGUAUCCAGUCAAGUACGCCGGUGCCAGGUCCACAGCCACCAGCCGGGCCUACGUCUGAGAGGUUCAUUCUUCUGAAAAGGACAACAGACUUUAUUUUUGUUUCCUCGAGUAACCCUGCUUUGCUGUGAGUUUAUGACAUCACCACAAGUUGUGUCUCAGUUCUUAAAAAGUGACCAAAGUUAGAGCGAACUGCCUGAAGAAUUGAGACUUCUUGUGGUGUCGGCAAGAAAGAGUGUUUCUUGAGGAAUGGGAAACACAGAAGAAAGAUGUGGUGUGAAACUGCAGAGUUGGCAAGGUCAUCUUCCAACGACUGGACUGAGUUAUUAUAUGUAAAGCUUGUAUCAAACCUAAUUUUCUUUCGAAUGUUUGGUAUGGAAGGAAUCUUGUACAGUACACUGAUACAUUACGAAUUGUUGCAUAAGAUAUUAUAAAUAUAUUUGUUCAAUAGCAAUACCAUAAAACUGCUUUUGUUUACUGAAAUCAAUGAUUUUUAAUAAAGUUUCAUAAAUUAUA